This is a messenger RNA of Hemicordylus capensis (graceful crag lizard), 1073 nucleotides long. Its product is annotated as corepressor interacting with RBPJ 1-like. NCBI's taxonomy places the organism in Eukaryota, Metazoa, Chordata, Lepidosauria, Squamata, Cordylidae. The transcript is spliced from 8 exons. The coding region runs from base 50 to 541 and encodes 163 amino acids. The record is from RefSeq and is a predicted model, not a curated record.
GCUAUUGGGCAGGAGCGUUCAUUUUAAAGGUGAAGCCAACAUCAGAGGUAUGGAUAACAGCCGUGAAGAGAAAGGUGGGACACUCUGUGCAACAUCACAAGAGAAGACAAAAGUCAGAGAGAGAGAGAAGAGGAAGCGAAAACGCAGCAGAAGCCGGUCCUCCUCCAUUUCUUCCACUACAUCAUCUAGCUCAACUACAUCUUCUUCAAAUUCUUCAUCAAGAUCAUCUUCUUCACAGAGCAGAAGUAGUUCAAGUAGUAAAGAUUCUCCCAAAUCAAAAUCAAAGAAGAGGAAAAAGGAGAAACACGACAAAAAGAAGAGGAAAAAAGAUAAGCUGAAGAAAAAGAAAGAGAAGAAGAAGAAGAAAGAAAAACCAGGACCAGUACAGCUCUCUAAGUACUUGAAAGAUAAAAAGAAGAAUCAAAACUACAGUAUGAUCACAGGAAAAAAGAUUAAGAUGAAGAUAAAGAAGAGUAAAAAAGAUAAAGAGCGAGACCGAAACCGUGCUGAACUCCUUGAUUUCUUGAACUCUGCUUUGUAGUACAAAAACUACUAAGCAAGAACCAGCCAGUCUAUCAACCCAUUUGGUCAUCCUGCUCCUCAAAGCACCAAAUACAAGCUCCGAGUGAGGGGAUGAAAGACCACUUAAUGUGUGACAAGCUGAAACCCUUCUGCUGUGAAGAUAAUGGAUACCUCCUUUACAAAGUAAAAGAAUCUAUGCCAACCUGCCAACAAAGAGCCAUAUCAUCAACUUCAAGACCCUGAAAGAACUAGGGUGAAUGCUUAAACAUUGAAUUAGGCUAAAAAUGCUCUAAAGUGAGGUGACAUGAUUGGAUUUUGGUUUACUGUGCAUAUCCCAAACUGCAUGCAGAAUACAACUUUACCAUCAGUUGUCCUUUGUCAUGUUUAAUGUUAAAACUGAGCAAAUAAGCUGUUUAAAAAGAAACAUACCUGUAUAUAGAUAUUUUUAGUAUCAAGUAUAUUUGUUCAUAAGCAGCAAAACACCUCUUUCUAAGUAGUGUGUAUUGUAGAAAAAUUAAUACAGUAGUACUUAUAAAACAUUGUUUAAUUGG